Molecule: messenger RNA, 459 nt
Organism: Medioppia subpectinata
Lineage: Eukaryota; Metazoa; Arthropoda; Arachnida; Sarcoptiformes; Oppiidae
Source: the annotation of a GenBank genome assembly
GCCACCACUUUCGACGAGUUCACGAAACUCGUGGUCACGAAAUCGCGCGGCGGUUCCGGCGGUCCUAAACUGGUCUUCACUCCAAUACAACUCAAUGUCAACAAACGUGACAUCACUUUCGCGAACCAACUCUUCAUUAACAACGAGUUCGUCGACGCGUCCGAUACAAGCCGUGUGUUGAGGACUAUUAACCCGAACGACGAGUCCGUCAUUUGCAGCGUCCAGUCGGCGACCAAAGGGGACGUCGACCGAGCGGUGAAGGCGGCCAACGAUGCGUUCGAGUCGGGCGAGUGGCCACUCAUGAACGCCAGAGAUCGGGGGAAACUCAUGUUCCGAUUGGCGGACCUCAUGGAGCAGCACAAGGAAGAGUUGGCCACUAUUGAGUCCAUCGACUCGGGCGCUGUCUAUACGCUGGCCAUCAAAACACAUAUCGGUUUGACAUUAGAUUUGAAAAUAUAA